Messenger RNA from Closterium sp. NIES-67, 4993 nucleotides. Lineage: Eukaryota; Viridiplantae; Streptophyta; Zygnematophyceae; Desmidiales; Closteriaceae. The record is from the annotation of a GenBank genome assembly.
GCUUCCAGCUAGACGCACCCUCCCUUUCUCGUAUGCCGCAAGUGCCGCAUCGCAUUGCGAGCAUCGACCUUCCCCCCUGUGCGCCGAAUGGCAGUUCCGCUUGGCGGCGUUGCGCUGCGCAUAUUCGGCUCCCGUCCGCCAUGCCUGCACCUCCCCUCCUCCUCCGUCCCCAGCGGGCUUGCGCGCCAGAUUUCCGCCUGCGCGCUUGCGCUCAUUCAGUGCCUUGCGCCUGCCCUCAUCCUCCAUGCCGCAGAGUUUCACCGGGCCCAACGCGCGCCUGCGCGCCUGGCUUCCUCCUCUAUCUCCGCCUUUUGCGCUCAUCGUGCGCGCGUCCGCCCAUCACCACCCUGCGCGUGUCCGCCCGGUCUGCAAGCAGCGGUUACCAGGAGAGCGAUCUCCCGCCUCUCACUGGCGAGUGUCCAGAGUCCUCCGUCCUCGGGAGCACGCCAGGACGCCAGCGGUCGGGACUGUUGGCUCAGGGCGGACUGGGUAGCGUGCUGUUUGGGGGACCGGCGGACGACACACGCUAGUGUUCCAGAUCCAUCGACGCGAGACGAGCGCUGGUGAUUGUGGAGAGAUGUGAAACUGGGUGAAAGAUUCUAGAGAACUGGAACUGGGUGACCACAGUCAGACGACCUGGGUGACCAGCGGAACCGGAACUGGGCGACACAGUCAGACGACCUAACUAGUCGUUUCUCGCGUGGGCAUUGAAUCCACCUGGGCGUCUGUGUGGGCAUGGAUGCAAUGGCGACGACUGAGACUUGUCAGGAAGCAUCUCAGAUGACUCGGGAUCAUCAUGAGAGCACGGUGAUCCCGACUGAGAGCACGGUGACGGUGGGCAUUCUGUCCAAGUGGGUGCACAUCGGCCGUGGGUGGGCUUCGAGGCUCUUCGUGCUACGGCAGCAUCAUCUCCUGUACUUUAAGCUCCGCGGCGAAUCAACGGCUGUGAUGAUCCGGAAGCUCCGGCAGCGCUACGAUCGCGUUGCUUUUAUAGGGAGGGGCGUGGCGGACCUGGUUGGUGACUACAGCGAAAGGGUUGCUAACCAGGGGGGUCAGCAAGGGGUAGGAGGGCGGGAGUGCGGUUGUGAGAGUGAGGGAACCACAUGGCGAGACGUAGCGCACGAGGAGCAGCAGCAUCCCUCGAACGAGCAGCAGCAACAGAGGUCGCGGGAUGAAAGCGAGGAUGAUGAGGAGGAGAGGGGGGGGAAGGAGGAGGAGGAGGGCAAGGGAGAGGAGAUGGGGCAGGAGGAGCGGGAAGGGAAGGGAGAGGGAGAGGAGGGGGAGGAGGGAUGGAGGAGGGAAAGGGAAGAGGGGAGGCGAGAGGAGGAGGUAAGGGAGGGGCGAGAGGGGAGCAUGGAUGAAAAUGAAGAAGAUGUGGCGCGGGUACCGAUGAGGGUACUGCCAUCACGGCUGAGAAAGGAGAUUCUGGGUAUCGACGAAAAACAGGGCUCGGCUGACGAUAGGGUUACCAUCGAUGAAAGGAGGUCGUUUUCGCCUGCCAGAGUUUAUGGUGAGGGUUACCAUGCGAGUGGCGAGGCUGCUGCUGCUGCUGCUGCUGCUGCUGCUGCUGAGGGGAGGGAUGAUGAGGAUCCUAUCUUGGAGACUAGGCGGGAAGACGAACGCGAGAUGCUGCCAGUUUCCCAACAUGAUCCCCACAGUGAUCCACGUCAUCGCCUUGACAGUCCACGUCAGCAUCUUCACAGUCCACGUCAGCAUCUUCACAGUCCACCCUACCAUCAUCACCAUCGCCAUCAUCAGCACCACCACCACAGGCUCAAGCUGAGGGCUCCCAGCGUUCUGAGAACGUCGCCCCUCACCCCCCGGGCUUUAAGCGCCACGGUGUCUAAGCUCCUGUCGUCGUCCCCAAGGCUGAGACCCCUGGAGAGCUGCGGAGGUGCGAGAGGCGUUGGCCUUGCUGUGGAGACAGAGGAGCCGCAGGGAGUGGUUGAGCUUGAAACGAUCUCUUCCCUGUGUCCCAGCAGCACCGACCCCACCAAGUUCUACCUUGCCACGUCAGCGCGCACGCUCAUCCUUUGUGCUGACUCAGCAACCGACCGCUCCCUCUGGCUGGAGGUUAUCGAGGCUGCUGCAAGGUCUUCACCUUCCAUGUCAGGGGGAUCCGCCACCGCUGCUGGUGUUGAUGCUGCUACUACUACUGUUGCUACCGCUCCUGCUGUGGCUACUGCUGCUGCUGUUUCUCCUGCCUUCUCUGCUCCUACCUCCCCUGCUGCUGCCACUGCUACUGCUCCUAUCUCCCCCUCUGUUGCCUCCCCUGCUCCUAUGCCCCCCGCUCCUGCUGCUGCCACGCCUACUCCUGCUGCUGCUGAUGUCACCAGUCAUACUGAUGAUGUCAUCAACGGUGGCGGUGAUGACGUGGGCAUCGAGUCGACUGCUGUGCACAUUUCCUUCCAACUUAUGAUCGAUUGUUUGAAGGCAGCUGAUGUCAGCAAUGACGUCAUCGUGCGAUGCGAGCAUGUGGUACGGCAACAGUUGGCACGAGGCCUCCUGGGGGAGAGGCGAGCAAAAGAACAGCUUAUAACGAGGAUGCAGCAGCUGGAGGUGGAGAAGGCUAUUCUAGAGUCGGAGUUGAUGCGCAUGCAGUUGCAGAGGCGGAGGGAGGGAAGGAUGGGGGCAUGGAAGGACGAGGAGGAGAUAGAGGAGGAGGGAGAGGGAGAGGGAGAGGGAGAGGAGGAGGACGGAGGAGAGGAAGAGGGAGAGGAAGAGGGAGAUGAGGAGCGUUUCUUUGAGGCAGCAGAGAAGCUUGUAGGAGAGCCGGAGAGACUGGCUGACGUAGGCUUUUCCUACCCGUACGUUCCGCGCCGCACGCAUCUCCCACUACCUGACAAGCAAAACCGCCCAGGAACCCUUGCCGGGGGGCUGUGGGCGGCGCUGCGCGAGUGCGUGGGGCGGGACUUGUCCCGAGUGUGCCUGCCGGUGCAACUGAACGAGCCAAUCGGGUUGCUGCACAAAUGCGCCGAGGAGAUGGAGCACAGCUGGCUACUCGACCGGGCGGCAGAGUACGGCCGGCGGGGCGAUCAGCUAAUGAGGGCCCUCCACGUGGCAGCCUUUGCAAUGUCAGGCUAUGCCAACACCAGCGGUCGCUUGCACAAGCCCUUCAACCCGCUGCUGGGGGAGACUUACGAGGCUGACUACCGGGACAAGGGCUUUAAGCUGCUGGCAGAAAAGGUGCUGAACCACCCUCCCACCGUCGCGGCCCACUGCUGGGGCAGCGGGUGGCAGCUGUUUGGCGACUCCACCCUCAAAGUGCGGUUCUGGGGCCCGUCCCUGCACCUGGUGCCGUCUGGCGUCAUCUCAGAGGCGGCAAUAGGGGAGGCAAAGCAGGGGGAGAAGAGUGGUGGCUGUGAAGAGAGGGGAGAGAGCCAGGAGAGUGUGAAGAGGAGGAGUCGGAAAGAAGGGAGGAGAAGCGGGAGAAGCGGGAGAAGCGAGAGAGGAGGAGGGGAGAGGUACGAUUGGAGCAAGGUGACGACGGGCAUCUACAACAUAAUAGUGGGGAAGCUGCAGGUGGAGCACUUCGGCACGAUGCACAUCAGGGGCAGCCGGGGGCUCUCGGUUCGUUUGCACUUCAAGGAACCCUCGCUCUUCGACAGGAGCAAGCACCAGGUGCAUGGCCAUGUGCAGAACGAGCAGGGUGAGAAGCUAGCGUUCCUGCAUGGGCGAUGGGACCAGCACCUGGGCUUCACUAUAAGCCACCAUUCGAUGCAGUCACACUCUGGUAUUGCAGCAGGAUUGGGUUCAAAGAGCCACGCACAACUAACGCAGCAGCAGCAGCGGCAGGUGCAGGUGCAGGAACAGCAGCAGGCGCAGCAACAGCAGCAGCAGCAGCAGGAGGAGGAGAAAGAGGAAGAGGAGGCACGGGGCGCAAGGGAGGGGAGAAAGCACCUCGGGGAGGUUACUUCUGGGCCUGAUGUGGGUGGCAGUAGCGUGGCUGUGCUGCAUGGUAGGGCUGGUGCUGAGAGGGAUGCGCCUUUCCCACCAGCAACGCACCCUGUGCAGCCACGUGUGCAGCCAGGUGUGCAGCCACAUGUGCACCCAGCGACACGCCUGGCAGCUCAGUCCCUGUGGCACAAGCCGGCAGCAUCGGCUCAUCAUCACCAGCAGCAGCAGCAGCAUGGCAACAAGUAUGGCUUCACGCCCUUUUGUAUCACACUCAACGAGAUCACACCGGAUAUUGCGCCCUUUCUUCCCCCCACCGACUCGCGAUUUCGCCCGGACCAGAGGGCACUGGAGGAGGGGGAUGAGGCGCGGGCGAAUGAGGAGAAGCGGCGGCUGGAAGGGAAACAGAGGAAGGCACGGCAGGUGCAGGCGUCAGGCUGGGAGCCCAGGUGGUUUCAACAGAAGGCAGCUGGCGGCACCUGGACGUACAAGGGUGGCUACUGGGAGAGGCGGGCGGCGAAGGACUGGCAUGACAUUCCAAACAUAUUUGCUGAUGAUGAGAACAUCGGUGGUGGUGCUGGUGGUGAGUUGGUAUUGGAGAACUUGCAAAACGCGACACAGACAGGCGGCUAAGGACUGGCACGGCAUUCCAGACAUAUUUGCUGAUGAGAGCAUCGGUGGUGGUGCUAGUGACGUUGCUACGAUAGCUGGUGGCGGUGCUGCUGCUCCUGCUCUUGCUCCUGCUCCUUCUCCUACUGCCGUUGGUACCAGCUCUAGUUGUGGUGGCUGACAUGCUGUGUGGUUGGUUGUGACGUUGGUGCACCUGCCCCUGCCGCCUCUAUAAGGUGACUCCACAACCGUGCAGUGGGAGGAGCUGUGCAGUAAAUGGUUUUUGGGUUGUUACGGUAUUGCCCAUGGUGAUACAGCCAUGGAAGUUUUUUCCCCGUUUGUUUUUGUCAGUGAGCUGUAUGCAUGGUUUUGCUACUUGUUUCUUUUUCACUCCUACAAAUUAUGUACCGGUAAAACAGUUCUUGAAAGUACGGCAGGAAAGAGGGAUGUAUUAUGGAGAAACUCCUCCUUAGCGAUCUGUGAGUGACCU